Molecule: messenger RNA, 568 nt
Organism: Microtus oregoni (creeping vole)
Lineage: Eukaryota; Metazoa; Chordata; Mammalia; Rodentia; Cricetidae
Gene: Rbp7
Product: retinol binding protein 7
Exons: 4
Coding region: 60-464 (134 amino acids)
Biological process (GO): fatty acid transport
Cellular component (GO): nucleus; cytosol
Molecular function (GO): fatty acid binding
Source: RefSeq, a predicted model, not a curated record
GACAAUAUAAGGGCAGCAUUGUCCCCUGACUUUCAGGCUUUGGCUGCCAACCCCCCACCAUGCCAGCGGACCUCAGCGGCACCUGGAACCUUCUCAGCAGUGACAACUUCGAGGGCUACAUGCUGGCCCUGGGUAUCGACUUUGCGACUCGUAAGAUCGCCAAGUUAUUGAAGCCACAGAAGGUGAUUGAACAAAAUGGGGAUUCCUUUACCAUCCACACAUACAGCAGUCUAAGGAAUUAUCUUGUUAAGUUCAAAGUUGGAGAAGAAUUUGAGGAAGAUAACAAAGGCCUGGAUAACAGAAGAUGCACGAGCUUGGUUACCUGGGAGAACGACAAACUCACUUGUGUGCAGAAAGGGGAGAAGAAGAACAGAGGUUGGAGCCACUGGAUUGAAGGGGGCCAGCUCCACCUGGAAAUGUUCUGCGAAGGCCAGGUGUGCAAACAAACGUUCCAGAGAGCCUGAACCGUCCAGCAGCAGAGCCUAUUCAAGGCUGCUAAGUGCUGAAUUGCCCGCAGAAGGCAUGGGUGUUUAUCUGUCCUGGUUUGAUGAAGGGCCUUGCAAUUGGA